Molecule: messenger RNA, 471 nt
Organism: Candidozyma auris
Lineage: Eukaryota; Fungi; Ascomycota; Pichiomycetes; Serinales; Metschnikowiaceae
Exons: 1
Coding region: 1-471 (156 amino acids)
Biological process (GO): positive regulation of TOR signaling; cellular response to amino acid stimulus; regulation of receptor recycling
Cellular component (GO): late endosome membrane; membrane raft; Ragulator complex
Source: RefSeq, a predicted model, not a curated record
AUGGGCGCCUGUCUUUCCUGCCUUGGGGGUAACGACGACUCGGACGAUAACGAGAGACAAUCUUUGCUUGGAAGCCACUCUCGUUACGCCGACGAGAACGUUCAAGAACAGCUUCUAAAGCAGCAGCAGAGGCAAAGCGAGCUUAACGGCAUUGUAAGCGACCUUAAUAACGACUUGAUAGACGUCAGUACGUUUGUGUCGAAUACUCAGGACACCGAGCACGAAACUGUGCAAGCGGACCAGGAUGACAAUAUCCAGUCCCCAGUUUUAUCGGCAGUGGCUGCUACGAGCUCGAACCCUGGAACAGCACACGCUUCGCCUAGCGUUGUGCCGGUAUCACUUACGAAUGAUGGGUCAUUUCCACACUUGCUCAGUAUCGACGAAAAGAAGAAGAUAUUGGAAGAUCUGAAGCAGUACGUGAAUCAAGUUGUUCAGGUGCAAGUUUCGGGCCCGCUAUACGUGAAAUUUUGA